AUGCCACGCCCUCGCAUACCUCCAGCCAUCCCACCAAAACCUAGACAUACGGGGGGUAAGAGGACGCGCGCUCUCAACGCCGUGUCGUCUGUGACCCAUUCGUCCGCCUUCCAGUCGGCGUCCGGCGCCACUGCGGGCUUGACUUCCCGCGCACGAGGUAUACUCUCGACCGCGGCGAGCUUCGCCGCCGGAGCAGCCACUCACGCAGCCAGCUCGGUCACCGCGACAAGUUCAGGAACAGAGAAACCGCAGACGUGGGGCGAGUGGGCGCGCGAGUGGCGUGAUGGUCGUAAAGGGCCGGUCAAAGGACAAGAAGUACUCAACCUUCUCCCUGGGUGGGCAGUCAAGCGCCCUUGCAAAGACGGUGGCGAGGAUGCGUUCGACCUGCACGUCUCGACCACGGGCUUCUGCUCGUUUAUUCGGGACCCGUCGACUGCAACGCGGACACAGCGGGCGCUCAUGGGUAUCGCGAAGCGCUUUGCGGCCCUGCCAACACUUCCGGUUGAAUCCCAAAUGUCGCAAGUCAUAAACGAGGCGUUAUCGGAUGAGCCGGCGCCCAUGGACUUUCCGGCGGCCGAUAAGCCGCGGUCAGCGACACGUUCAGGAGCCGCAUCGCUGGAGACGGCGAGCAAGGCGACAGACUCUCCCCCGCCCUCUCGAAGCAACACGAGUGAGGUCGCAUUUGAAAACCCCGAGUUCCUCUCGCUGGCCCACAAAUACCUCGACUCGCGCCUGCGCCCGUUCUGGUCGAGUGUGCUUCCAUUCCGCCGCGUGGCGUUGAGCAUGUACACAAUCCCCCUGACGCAGAAGAGCGAUGGGCCGCCGCCAAAGCCCGAUGCCGAACUGCUCCGCCAGGAGCCGUUGAUGAGGACGACAUUUACCACUAAUGGCCAGGGCCACUUUGCGCACCACUUUGUCAUUCCGUGGCAGCGGAUCUGUACCCACCCACAGUCGGUUCCGAUGGCGUUUGCCGACGACCCAGCCAACGACCGCACGGAAUGGGGGCUGGUCAUCCACGCCGAGCUGCUGAGCGAGGAGGGACCCGACUGCCUCAUCCAGGCAUCGUACUCGGAGGUGCCGUACGAGGAGCGCGUACCGCGGAGAGUGUCGAGCGCAACGAGCUUCUUCUCGAGCGCCGAGCCACCGAACCAGAAUGACGGCGAUGGUGAGCAGGAGAUGGGGCUCAUGGGACUCGGCAUCGGACGCGCAGCCGUGACGUCGGACGUGGUCAUUGGUGUAUCGAGGCCAGGUGGCAUCCGCGUCAUCUCGGACCUCGACGAUACCGUCAAGCACAGUGACAUCCUGAGCGGGCCGCGCGAGGUGUUCCGCAACGUCUUCUGCCGGCGACUCGAGGACAUUGCCGUGCCUGGCAUGAGCGAGCUGUACCAAACUCUGACGAAGGAGGGGAUGAGCAGCCUGCACUUUGUGUCCAACUCGCCAUUCGAGCUUUUCCCCAUAGUAUCCGAGUUCUUCCGGCUGAACCACUUCCCAACGUAUUAUAGCCUGAAACUCAAGUUCUACGGUGGGCGCUCGAUCAUUACCUCGCUAUUUGAGCCAGCAGGCCAGCGUAAGCGCCCCUCCAUCCUGGAGAUCCUGGACGAGUUCGACGACAGUACGUUCAUUCUGAUCGGUGAUUCUGGCGAGCAAGACCUCGAGCUGUACACGGCGAUUGCUCAUGAGCGGCCGACUCAGGUCGCUGCCAUCUUCAUACGCGACGUCACCUCUGGCCGCGUGGACGAGCUGCGGAAUCUCGCAGGCGAGCCUAGCAAGCUCGACAACGACAUCAAGAACAUGAAGCUCGAGUCGCCGCCCUCUGGCACCAGCACUCCCAGCGAUCCCCGUCCAACCAAAGCGGACAUUGACGGCACCAUGGCAGAGCUGCAGGAGCUCAGCGCGAGCGAGCAAAAACUCCUUCGCCUGGCGGCGAAGUGGGAGUACCGCGUUCAGCAGGCGUAUGAGCUGGUGCCGGACAACAUUCCUCUGGUAUUCUUCAAGGAGGCUGAGGAGAUUGAGAGCCUAGCCUCGGGCAUCGUCCGCGAGGCGGCCAAGGAGGCGGCGCUGCCUCCAUCCCCAACCGGCAAGGCGCGUGCUGAGCACUUCCACAAGCAGCAUUCGCACACGGUGCGGAUGGACGACAGGAUGUGCGAGGAGCAGGUACAGGGUGCAGGGUUGGGGUCGGGCUCGGCAUCGCCUGUAACGACGCCGUCGACACUGAAACGCGAUUCCCCGUCACCCGGGAAUCGCGUCCAGGAGUAG
This is a messenger RNA of Cutaneotrichosporon cavernicola, 2256 nucleotides long. RefSeq lists its product as uncharacterized. The coding region runs from base 1 to 2256 and encodes 751 amino acids. Gene Ontology annotation, molecular function: phosphatidate phosphatase activity. The transcript is spliced from 3 exons. NCBI's taxonomy places the organism in Eukaryota, Fungi, Basidiomycota, Tremellomycetes, Trichosporonales, Trichosporonaceae. Gene Ontology annotation, cellular component: actin cortical patch. The record is from RefSeq and is a predicted model, not a curated record.